AUGAAGCUCACUUUCGUCUCUCAGCUGGCAAUUGCCGCCAUUCCUGCUCUCGCUGCCACCACCGUCGACCUCGCUGUCGAAGCUGGCAGACAUGUCAUAUACUCCUACCCAGGCCUCACACCCCCCGAGAGCCUAUACAAGCUCACUUCCCAAGGCAAAGUAGGCGGUCUCAUCAUCUUCAAAGAGAAUGUCGACUCCAACCUGCCCACCGUCAUGAGCAAGUUCCAGUCCCUCUACAAGGCUUCGCCUGCCUACACCGGCCAUCCGAUGAUCAUCACCACCGACCAGGAGGGUGGACUUGUCCGUCGUGUCCCCGGUGGCCCAGAUCAAACAGCCCGUCAGAUUGGCGACUCUUCAAACCCCAUGCAGGCCGCCAGCAAGGCCGGCGCGGACGCCGCAGCCGCAUUAAAGGCGCAGAAAAUCAACGCAAAUCUCGCGCCGGUGCUGGACAUCUAUCGCGAGCAAGGAAACUUCAUCGAUGAAUUCGGUCGCUCGUUCGGUAACAAUGCCGAGCUAGUGAGCGAAUGUGGUGCAGCCUUUGCUAUCUCUCAAAGCCGUGCCGGCGUGUUGUCUACCGUGAAGCAUUUCCCAGGUCUCGGGGCAGCGAAGAAGGGUGAAAACACCGACGUUCUCUCUGUAAAGAUUAGUACAUCGUUGGCUGAAAUUCGCUCCGUUGAUGAGGUGCCGUAUCAUGCAGCUAUUGCUAAUGGAAUCGAUAUGAUCAUGACUUCGUGGGGUGUAUAUCCAGCCCUUGAUGCCACAUUCCCAGCUGGCUUGAGCAAGAAGUGGGUUACAGAUGAGCUGCGAACUAGACUUGGGUAUAAGGGAGUUAUCAUCACAGACGCCAUUGAAGCUGGCUCGCUGAAGAGUUUCGGAAACGAUGGACAGCGAGGUGUGUUGGCUGCGAAGGCCGGAGUUGAUAUCCUGCUUGCUUCAGGCAGGAAUGCAACCCAGGGAGAAGCUAUUGUUAAUGAGAUUGUCUCGGCCCUGACGAAAGGAACACUGUCUAUGACUGCGUUCCAGACGAGCACAAACAGAAUCAUUUCUCUUCAGAGCAGACUUGCAGCAUAG
Messenger RNA from Arthroderma uncinatum, 1071 nucleotides. Its product is annotated as glycosyl hydrolase family 3 N terminal domain-containing protein. Gene Ontology annotation, biological process: peptidoglycan turnover; carbohydrate metabolic process. The coding region runs from base 1 to 1071 and encodes 356 amino acids. The transcript has a single exon. The record is from RefSeq and is a predicted model, not a curated record. NCBI's taxonomy places the organism in Eukaryota, Fungi, Ascomycota, Eurotiomycetes, Onygenales, Arthrodermataceae. Gene Ontology annotation, molecular function: hydrolase activity, hydrolyzing O-glycosyl compounds.